UAUCAUAAUUUAAAACUUACUCAUAAGAUUUAUCAUAAUUUAAAACUUACUCAUAAGAUUUAUCAUAAUUUAAAACUUACUCAUAAGAUUUAUCAUAAUUUAAAACUUACUCCUCAGAUUUAUCAUAAUUUAAAACUUACUCCUCAGAUUUAUCAUAAUUUAAAACUUACUCAUAAGAUUUAUCAUAAUUUAAAACUUACUCAUAAGAUUUAUCAUGUUUUAAAACUUACUCCUCAGAUUUAUCAUAUUUUAAAACUUACUCAUAAGAUUUAUCAUAAUUUAAAACUUACUCAUAAGAUUUAUCAUAAUUUAAAACUUACUCAUAAGAUUUAUCAUAAUUUAAAACUUACUCAUAAGAUUUAUCAUAAUUUAAAACUUACUCCUCAGAUUUAUCAUGUUUUAAAACUUACUCCUCAGAUUUAUCAUAAUUCAAAACUUACUCAUAAGAUUUAUCAUGUUUUAAAACUUACUCCUCAGAUUUAUUAUAAUUCAAAACUUACUCAUAAGAUUUAUCAUAAUUUAAAACUUACUCAUAAGAUUUAUCAUGUUUUAAAGCUUACUCCUCAGAUUUAUCAUAAUUUAAAACUUACUCCUCAGAUUUAUCAUAAUUUAAAACUUACUCCUCAGAUUUAUCAUAAUUUAAAACUUACUCCUCAGAUUUAUCAUAAUUUAAAACUUACUCCUCAGAUUUAUCAUAAUUUAAAACUUACUCCUCAGAUUUAUCAUAAUUUAAAACUUACUCCUCAGAUUUAUCAUAUUUUAAAACUUACUCAUAAGAUUAUGGCUUUCCUGUUCCAGUAA
Molecule: messenger RNA, 801 nt
Organism: Lottia gigantea (owl limpet)
Lineage: Eukaryota; Metazoa; Mollusca; Gastropoda; Lottiidae
Exons: 1
Source: RefSeq, a predicted model, not a curated record